AUGGAAAGUAGGGAGGAAAUUUCGGAAGAUGAUGAAGAUUUUGGAAAAUGGUUCCAACAUAUAGCAGUGGUGCCUGGAGGACGAUUUAUCUUCAGUGUCUCCCCAAUGUAUCCGGACAAACAAAUUUAUGUCAAGCUAUGGGACAUUGGAAGACCCGGUACUCAAGACACUCAAAUCAAGCUUUUGGCACAGUAUAUCCAUUACGAGUUAGAUAUUUGGGAAGUCAAAACUGCGCCAAUUGAGGAUGGACGGGGAAUCAGGCUUGCGAUGGCCUGUACUUGGUAUAUUUUUGUUUUUGAAAUAUAUCCUGAAAAUUUGAAUCCCGCCUUCGAGCUCAAAAGGUCCAUUAGCCUUAUAUAUGGCAGCGAGAGCGACGUAGAAUUUAUCGGAAUCCAUGGAGAUCGUAUUGUCAGCUCGGUUUCUGUCAAACUCCUCACAUUUAAGCCUAGCCCGCCUGUACGGUAUCUGGGCUAUAUAUUUGUCUGGGACUUCAUUGAAGAUCAAGUUGGAGUGAUCCAUACCGGAAGCGAGUUCCAUAAAGCAUGUGCCAUCAGAGGCAACUCGGUUAUUUCGUUGCAGGAGGAUCGGGUGUAUGUGUGGGGUAUCCCAGAAUUGCAACCAGUAACCGGUUUCGAUCUCAGCCUCACUGAGCCAAUAACCAUUCCCCUGUUUAUCCACUCUCAUUCUGAUGAAAGGAGACCCCCUUUUGAUGUGAGACAAGAUAUCAUAACACUAUCUCCAGAUCAGGGGUGGUAUUCUGAUCCCAAAGUUCUCCAACUGCGGACAUGGGAAGUCGACGCUGCUACAACUGGAACGGCACUGUUUACAAUUAACGACGACUCGACCACAUCCCCGCUCAUCCAUGCAAAGAUCGUUUGGGGUAAUCAUCCUCGUAUGCAAAUUUCGGACACGCUGCAAUUAUGCCAUCAGAAUAUUAUUACACUGCAAGCUACAUCUCCGGGUUAUGUCCAUCUUGCUGGAAUACCUAUACCCGACCAACCAUCAGCCAAGGUUAUCGUCCCGAAUAUCAUAUCGUUUUCGAUGGAUGGGUUCAAACCAGAUGUAUAG
Messenger RNA from Psilocybe cubensis, 1068 nucleotides. RefSeq lists its product as uncharacterized. The transcript is spliced from 3 exons. The coding region runs from base 1 to 1068 and encodes 355 amino acids. Lineage: Eukaryota; Fungi; Basidiomycota; Agaricomycetes; Agaricales; Agrocybaceae. The record is from RefSeq and is a predicted model, not a curated record.